AUGAUCAAUCUAGAAAAACUUUCAUUGAAUAUUUCCGUUCAUCGUUCAACAUUUAUUGAUGGAAAUGGUUUAAAUGAUAUUAUUAGUCAUAUGCCAAACUUGAAGAACUUCAUAUGUAGUAUUCAUUCAAAUGUAUAUAUUGAUGAUCUAAUUCAUUUACCAUCAAAUCAAAGCAUUCAACGUACAUUGAGAAAUCUUGAAAAGUAUGAAAUUGUUUCGUAUACCGACUAUUUUCCAAAUGAUAAAAUUGGUCAAUGUCAUAUUUUUUCUCAUUCAUAUGCGACGAAUAGUUUACGUAGACUUACAAAUAGUUUUCCAGGUGGAUUAUUCAAAUUCGUCCACGAAAUAUCACUCUAUGAUGAACAUCCUUUCGAACACGAAUUUUUUGUUUGUAUCGCUCAAGCAUUUCCAUUUCUUAAAAUCUUAACUAUAGAUAAUAAGUCAUCACAAAGUAAGAGACAUUGUCAAUCAUCAAAUGAAGACAAUCGAAAUUUGUCAAUUGUUGAAUAUCAUCAUCUUAUUCAACUUCGUCUUUUCACUGCUCAUGAUGAUUACAUCGAACAAUUUCUACUGGAUACUAAAACACGUUUAUCAAAUGAUAUUUUUCUUGGUGCUAACUAUGAUGGUCUUCGAAGGGUGACACACGAAUUCGCAAGAGAAACAACGCGAACUAACUGCGCGAAAGUCAAACAUUUAUUUAAUAUCGAUGAAUUAGAAGUUCCCAAACAUUUCGAUGUAUAUUUUCCUCACAUAGAAAAAAUAUGA
Messenger RNA from Rotaria sordida, 765 nucleotides. Lineage: Eukaryota; Metazoa; Rotifera; Eurotatoria; Philodinida; Philodinidae. The record is from the annotation of a GenBank genome assembly.